AUGGCCCCGGUAGCUGUGGAAACCAAGGUGGAUGCAGGGCUGACUUCACCUAGCUCCGCCUCGCCGAACAAGCUCAUCUCCAGCCUAUCACCCACCACGCCUACCGACGCAAUGGCAUCAACCUCGAAACGAACGCUCGAAGGUGAAGAGGCAGACAUGGAAACCAACUCUACUCUCUCUAACGUACCUCAGUCUCCACAAUACAAGAAACGCACGUGGGCACCGUCGCUACACCUCACUGAAGCACCGCAACCGCCGCAACCCGAUCCACGAACAGUCUCCGAGAUGGCCGCGCAAUCCGCCGCCACUGCUCUCGGCUACGAGGGACGCAGGAUCAAAAAGUUCAUGCAGCGUCGAACUGUGGAUUACUUUGGUGCUCUUUCACAUCUGAGGUUAAGACAGCGUUUGUCUACAACGACACGACCCGACGGAUUAAGGGGAGGAGUGUAUCCGACGCCUCAUGCCAUUCCGAAUUUUCUUCUCCCCGCUGGUUAUGAUAAUCUUAGCACCAAUGUAGCAAAGCAACUGGUUCAUACGAGCACCAACAAGAUUCGCUGCCCCGUCAAUGUGGUCAGAUGGAUGCCGGAUGGAAGACGGCUGUUGACCGGUUCAACUUCGGGCGAGUUCACGUUGUGGAACGGGUUGACGUUCAACUUUGAGACGAUCAUGCAGGCGCACGAUUCGGCGGUACGCGCGAUGGCGUGGUGUAAAUCCGGAACAUUUCUAAUCUCUGCAGAUCAGAACGGAACGGUCAAGUACUUCCAAUCCAAUCUCAACACGUUGCAGUCGUUCACCGCGCACACGGACUCUGCGAGAGGAUUGGCGUGGUCUCCGGACGACUCCAAGUUCGCCUCAGGUGGUGACGACAGUCUGCUCAAGAUCUGGGACUUUGAUUCGUCCAAACAGAUUCGCGAAUUGAGCGGGCACGGUUGGGAUGUAAAAUGCUUGGAUUGGCAUGCAAGCAAAGGCAUGCUGAUCAGCGGCAGCAAAGACAACCUCGUCAAAGUAUGGGAUCCACGAGCCACACCGGGUGGGACGUGCCUAGCCACGUUUCAUAACCACAAGAACACGGUGCAAGCGUGCAAGUUCUCGCCAGAUGGUUUGCGCUUCGCCACAGCAUCGCGCGAUAUGACGGUCAAGCUGUAUGAUCUACGCAUGAUGGCCGAACAGACGACGUUGAGGGGGCACAACAAGGAGGUGUGUUCGUUGGAUUUCCAUCCGCUGCAUCACGAUCUGCUGGUGAGCGGUGGAAGCGAAGGAAGUAUGCUAUUCUGGGAUCUGAGUGGAGCGACCAACCAGGCGUUAUCGGGAUACAACUGGGGAGAGAGCAGUAUGAUUGGCGGUGGAGGAGACGGGAUGGAUGUGGGGGAGGGACGCAAGAGUGGAGACGAGUUGUUGUAUCGAAAUGAGACGGCGCACGAGAGCAACGUGUGGAGCUUAGAGUGGCAUCCGUUUGGGCAUCUGUUAUGUAGUGGAAGUAACGAUCAUAUGACGAGGUUCUGGCAGCGCGCGCGCCUGGGUGAUGCCAGCACAAGCGCAGCGCCCUCUGGAGGAGGAUUCGAUGCGAUCAACGCGAGCUUCUUAGGUGCUGGUGGAGCCGACGACAGCUUCAUUCCCGGUCUAGGGGGCGCGGGCAGUAAGAGCUUCAUUCCGACCUUUACCAACGACCAUAUGCAGCAGGAUGGUGCAAGUUUCACUGCACCAACAGCCGACGACGACUUGGCCAUUCCAGGCUUAGGUUUCACUGCCACUGCCAACCAGAGUUUCCCUCCGGCACCUACCCCAGCCUUCACCCCAGCCACAGGCGCCAACGCUCCACUACAAGGCACAUCAUCCCAAAACUUCGGCUGGAACUCCCGCUCCCAACAACAGCCUCCCCGACCAGGCGGAACCUACGGCAGCCUGUACUAA
Molecule: messenger RNA, 1911 nt
Organism: Mycosarcoma maydis (corn smut)
Lineage: Eukaryota; Fungi; Basidiomycota; Ustilaginomycetes; Ustilaginales
Product: cleavage polyadenylation factor subunit PFS2
Exons: 1
Coding region: 1-1911 (636 amino acids)
Cellular component (GO): mRNA cleavage and polyadenylation specificity factor complex
Molecular function (GO): protein binding
Source: RefSeq, a predicted model, not a curated record